CUCUCAAACCUCGGCAAGCCUUCGCCUGUCUCCUCUCACGACCCGUCCGCUACACCCAUAAUUCCCCGCGCCAAGACAAGAUGGAAGAAAGCAGCCACCGCCGGAGAACAAUGUUUUGGCAAUAAAAACCCCAAAAGCGGCGAAUACAGAGCGCAUACAGGCACGUUUGAAACCAUCUGCGGUCAUGUGUAGGAUAUUCUUCUCCUGCAUUCCUCUUUAGAUUUACCGCCCUCCUUCUUCCCUGCACACGCAAAACAACCACCAUGAGUAUUAUCCAGGACAAAUUAGGCAAUGAGUUUUUGCGCAGUGGUGGCAUGGACCCCAACUUUGCCCCAGGUAUGCUCAUGUUUAGCCACCUGCCCCCUGUCACCAGCUUCACACGGCUGGCCUCCCAGUCAGUUAUGGGCGAGCUUCCCCAGGAAAUGAUCCUCAAGAAAGAGCCUGACACACCCCCAGACAACCAGGGUGCUACAACUGUGAACACGGGCGGCUUCCUCCAUAGCAUGGGCAUUAAACAGGAGAGGCCAAGUGAGCUGGACUACCGCAUGCCCCUCUAUAGCGGUGGUGUCGGGAUGAACUGUGUUGGAGGGGGCGCGGGGAAGAGUGGCAACGACAUGCAGGACAUGUCUUUUGGCAACCACCACCAAAAUCACCAGAACAUGCUGCUCCAUGACCUCAGCCUCAGCAAUGUUCGCUCCCUUGGAGAGCAGAUGCCUGGAAGACCUGGUAAAGAGCCAAAAGAGUCCUCAGGUAGAAGAGGGCGGAGAAGCAACGGGGACGGGCAGGGAGGGAAAGCAAGAAGAAAACGCAACGAUGCUUCAAAGGGCAUGAUGAUGGAUGCGGAGGGAGCCUGCCUAUCUCCCAACUCGAAACCACAUAUCUGUGUGCACUGUAAUGCUGCCUUCCGCAGCUCCUACCACUUGCGCAGACAUGUGCUCAUACACACAGGUGAGAGGCCUUUCCGGUGCAGUCAGUGUAACAUGAGCUUCAUACAGAAGUACCUGCUCCAGCGGCACGAGAAGAUCCACAGUGGAGAGAAGCCUUUUAGCUGUGACCAGUGCAACAUGCGUUUUAUACAGAAGUACCAUAUGGAGCGACACAAGAGGACACACAGUGGCGAGAAGCCAUAUCGCUGCGAUACCUGCCAACAAUUUUUCUCAAGAACAGACCGGUUACUGAAGCACAAACGAACUUGUGGAGAAGCCAUAAAGAAGGGCCUGGAUCCAAGCAUGCUGGAACUCAGCGAGGCAGAGCUAGGCCAUGGCAGCUAUUCACUCACUCAGGGAAACUCUACCACCUCCGGACGCAAGAGGGCCAAGUCCAAAAAUGGCGAGGGCGGCGAGCGCAAGAGGAAGAAAAAUGCCUCAGCAUCAAUGGCAUCAGCCUCAGGGGGGAUGGCCCGAGACCUGGGCCUGCAGGACUAUGGCAUGGAGCACCCCUCGGGCUCAGGCCCCAACAUGCAGGGACGCACUCCCAAAUUGGUCUUUAAAAAAGCUGGCCGUAAAGGCCUAGACAAGGGCCUUCUCUCUCUGGAGGACGGUGCAGAUGGACAAAAACAGUUGGGACAAAAGUCGGGCAACAUGGAUCACGUGGAGGGUUCUGGCCUUGAUAACAUGGGUCUACUCCAGGGAGCUGUGGGCAACAAGCAGGGGCCCACUACCACCAGCAACUACGAUGAUGCAAUGCAGUUUGUGAAAAAGCGGCGCUACCUCCAUGCAGUUAACAAUGACUAUGGAGCCAGCUCGCUGCACAUGGCGCCCCAGGGCAGUAGUGUAAUCCAGGGCUCCCUGGGGCCUGAACCCACUCUGGCCAUGCUGGACUCCUCGCCUCUGGAACUCAAGCACGACAAGUCGGGCAUUCCAGAUGAGGUUCUGCAGAGCCUGUUAGACCAUUAUAGCCAUAAACCAGAGGUGUCACACCACCACGAUGUGACUUUUGACCUGUCGGACCACCCACACCAUGUGGACCUGCAGCCGGCAGCCCCUGUGACCCCUGAGCUGGAGGAUGACUCGCCCAAUGGUGGGGACAAAACAGCAGUGAUGAGCGAGUACUCAAAGUUCCUCCUGCAAGCCCUGGAGCGCACCAGCCAUAGUGGGCCCUUUCCCAGCCUUGGCCCCACAGGGCCUUUCCCACUCCUGUCCAGCAGCUCCAGUCCCACAGGACCCCUGUUCUCCGACAAACACGUAUACACCACAUCCCCACUGGAUUGUGGCUAUCCGCCUGCUGUGUCCUCCCCACUGCCCAUUGUCACCCCUUCAUCCACCUCCUCUUCGUCUUCCUCCAAGUCCCAUUACGGCAUGCUUGUCGGCUCCCCCUCCCAGGCAGGCUACCACAUUAGCCUGGAACCUACAAGCCACCAGCAGCUGACUCCAUCUCAGGAGCUGACUGAGCAGUUGGAGAAGCAGCACUCUCCUGGCACCUUCAACCUACCUCCCCAGGACCUGACUACCCAGGCAGAGGGCUCCAAGGGGCAGCAGCCCAAAGUCGCAGGGAGCGCUGCACCUACCAACGGCUCCAGCUACCCAGACCUGUCCCCGCUGAACCCGCCUAAAGAAACAACGUAUCAGAUCGAGAACUUCGCCCAGGCCUUUGGCUCCCAGUUCAAGUCCGGGCGGCAGACCCCUCUGGGCUACGGAAGCGAUCCUGGGACAGAGGUCGACCACCGAAUACGGACUCCAGUGUCAGAAUUCUCAGGUAUACCAGUUUGUUAGCUGACGUCAGUGAGCCAGUGAGUACAGGAUCAAAACCCCGACAAGCCAAAGUUUCAGAUAAGGGUCAAACGAGGUGAAUCCAGUAGGGGCUGUUCUGUUGCUGUCCAUGCGGUCCCUGUACCCAUCCUAAUUUUGUUCUUGUAGCAAAGUUUUUUAAACACUGCCAUUAAUGUUAAUACAAAAACGACCAGGGAGGGUCUUCCAUGGCCUCAAAUGCAAUUUUUUAAAUAUUCUCAUUUUUAUUAUGUAUUUAGUCGCUCAAAUUUUGUUUACGAGUAGUGUUUUUGAUAUGAACGUACCGUAGAUUUAAAUGUAAUUUAAAACAUUUAGAGGGUAGCUAUAAACUUGCUUGAUUUUUUUUUUUCUUUAUCUGAACUAUUGUGUUUUACCAAUCAUCAUACCAUUGUAAAGUAAUAAUGAAUAAUGUUGAUGAUUUCAAUAAUAAUAACAUUGUGGCAGGGAAAGGCCCAGAAUUCAAAUGGCAAAAAAAGUAUAUAUUGUCUGUUACAAGAAGCGUAUUAACUCAGGAAAAUAGGCAAAAUUGUGUGAUGAGACUUUGUAUUAUGAGAUGCAAUUAGCACAAUUUUUACAGGUGUACUUUGAGACUACAAAGCUUUGAUUUUCUUAUCUGUGUUUUGUUUCUUUUAAACUAGUCAGAACAACAACAAAAAAAAUUCAAUACACGACCAUGUUCGGUUUCUACUGCAUUUAGCUUUUUUGAGAUUAUGGUACUGUUGUGUCAAUGUGAGGACAUCCACACUUCUUUUGAGAGCCGCAUUUCCUACACGAGGUAGUAUAAAAUUGUAGUGGAGUUCAGGCCAUGACAUGCUAACAUGCUCAUAAGUGAAGAAGGUGUUCAAACAUGACUGUCGGUAUAAAGUGUCAGAUGAGGAUGCCUGUUGAACCACCUGUGGCCAGUAAACAAAAGACACAGCUUAGGUUAAGUUAAAUCUCAUUGCUGUCACAGCUUUCUGUAAAUGAAAUCUGGAGUUGUUGUUUUUUUUUUUUAAAUCAUUCUAUUGCUGAAACGAUUUUUUUCAUUUUUAAAAAAGUCACCACUUUUCUACUCCACGCCUUGCUGUUCCUUUUUUUUAUGUCAGUGGAAUCAAACAAGCACUUUUUUAAACAAAUCAACAUUGUCAACAACAACCCAUUCAGUUUGCAUCUAUGAUCCGUGAAUAUUAUGCUUAUGGUUAAUAAUAUUAUUUUGAGAGGAGAAAACUGUGAAAAGGGGAUGGGAGGGGAGGGGGGAUUGGAUGGGUAUUGGGUGGGAGGGUGGGAGGAAGGGAGGAAGGGGUGGGCUGGAUUAUUGUUAAAUGGGCUUUGCAAAGGGUUGACUAGGCAUGACCAUGGGCAUCUAAAUGUAUUUUGUUGCUUAUUCUCAAGGGUAGAAGAGGGGGGUGGGGUCUGGGUUAUUCUUUUCUUUUCUUUUCUACAGUUUGUCGGGUGAUGUAAAAAGAUGAUUUGCCAUAAUUUUGUUAUACAAUAUUUUGAGAGUACCUCUUUGUAUUUAAGUGUUUUUGAGAGACGGGCUGACAUGCUGGAACCCUUAUAUCUUUAGACCCCCUGGGUAUGUUGAAUGCAUACCUAAACCCUUUUAUUUAUUCUCCACUAGACACAAUAGAACUCUGUAGCAGACAUUUUGUUGGCAAGUAAUCACCGGACCUACAUCCCUAUCUUCUCCCUCUACUGUUUUUUAAAUGAUUUUUUAAAUCCCACUGUUAGUUGUAGUCGCAAAAAACUGCUUCAAUUACACAGUUACAAAAAAACAGAAUCCAAGUUUAGUUAGACUCACAGCCCCUUCCCAAAAUGCAGCCCUGCACUCACAAAAAUAAACAAUGGCCUUCUUUGUCUUCCGUGGCUAAAGCCAUUCUAUCCUGGCAGCCAGGGUUGAUAUUUAAUUUAGUUGAUUUCCUGUGAGCCGAACCCCCCCCACCUCAACCCCCACCCCUUCCACUUUCCUUUUCCUAUGUCUGUGAGCUCCACAGCCAAGAGACUUUGAAGCUGCUCAGAUCACAGGGAACAAAGACUGACUGACCAGCCACCUCACUCCAAACACACACUAUGCUUUUAAAGGAGAGAAAACAAGCGGGUGAGAGUUGUUAGAAGAAAAAAUGACAAUAAGAUUGACCUAAAUAUACCUCAUAUCACUAAAGCGUAAGAAAGCAGGGACACGCGUUUCAUGUAUGUAGUGGAAAUAUUUGUAGUAUAGGUUCGACAUAAUGUAUAAUCAUGUAACACUGCCUGUGUUUACAAUUAUAGAGCAAGUGACUCGUCAAAAUGCAAAUGUAUUUCGUUCUUUUUCUGUAAAAACAUCCACGCCAAGCAGUGUUGCAUUCUAGAUGCCUCAUAGAACAUUCAUUUUUCUCAUGUUAUAUCCCUUAUUUUUGUUACUUGCCAUAACGUGUUUUGAUAUGAUCUCUAGAAGGACAUUGUUUACAAAAAUGUACAAAAACACUAAAAAUGUGUGUUCUCAAUUUUUUUUUGAGUUUUUCUCCAGUAUGCAUGAUAAAGACAUUUUUGUAUGGCUUUUUUUCUGACUGUCAACUCAAUACCAAAUUUUGUAGCAGAAGCCUCCCCAUUCCUUUGUCUUAUUUGUUCUAGACCCCUUGUGAUAUGAUUUCCCAGGCUGUACCUGUUAUUGAGAUGAUGAACGGAUUAGAAAAGCCAAUAAAAACUUUUUGUUACAAAAAUA
This is a messenger RNA of Notolabrus celidotus (New Zealand spotty), 5406 nucleotides long. It is a transcript of the gene znf281b, whose product is annotated as zinc finger protein 281b. The transcript is spliced from 7 exons. Lineage: Eukaryota; Metazoa; Chordata; Actinopteri; Labriformes; Labridae. Gene Ontology annotation, biological process: regulation of transcription by RNA polymerase II. The coding region runs from base 264 to 2711 and encodes 815 amino acids. Gene Ontology annotation, molecular function: DNA-binding transcription factor activity, RNA polymerase II-specific; RNA polymerase II cis-regulatory region sequence-specific DNA binding. The record is from RefSeq and is a predicted model, not a curated record.